AUGCCAUCUGGCCCGGCAAACGUGAAGAACGGUAAUUUCAAGCCGCCUUUCCAAUCCCCGAAGCUCCAAAGCAACGCUCCAAGCUCGCUAACCUCCCAGGCCACUCCCAUCCAAGCAAUGCUCCACGAAAUCCUCCUCUCCCUCUCGGGCCAUCCGUCGCCCCUCCUCGAAACCGCCGACGCCGAUUCUCACGCUCGAGCUGGCAUCACUCCCCCCGAGCGUCAGCUGCUAGCCACCGCCGGCCAUCUCAGCGAUCUUCAUACGAAGCUUAUCACCCACACGUCGCAAAUCACCUCCUCCCACACGUCGACGAUAUGCCGUGCCGCCGCCGCCGCCGUCCAGUCCGUCCACCUCGCCGCCUUUCAGCGCAAGGUGCUGGCCGUGGAGGAGAGCAUACUGAAGCACGACCCGAACCUGGUGGGUGCCUAUAACAUCGUGCCGCUGACGGCCGUAAUGUCCGAGUUCCAGCAGUGGACGAGGCGGAUGGAAUGGCUGUGGGAAGCUGUGCGUUUCAUCAUGUCCAAGCCAGACGAUGCGCCGGCGACGUGUCGGGGUGCCGACUUGAUCAACUGGCUGUGCAUGCAGCGGCAGAGCGGCUACCAGGAUAUAGCAGACGCUUCUUUGACGCUGAUAGCCGUGACGGAGACGGCGUGGUUGAAGCAGGUCUCCGCCUGGGUCCUCUAUGGCCGACUGCCCAGCUUCGGCACCGACGACUUCUUCAUCACGCAGUCGCAGCCUCCAGAGGACUUUGCCUGUGUCGCUGAGCGGCUGCCAUCAUUUGUGACGCCCGCGACAGCCUCCUCGAUGUUGUUCAUCGGCAAGACACUCAACCACCUUCGACUCAUGGGCAACAUCAACUCGCCACUGGGUGGCCUAGGUGACAUCUCGGCAAAGCUCCAGGAGCUCGGGAGCCUCCCGUUUCCGCUCGACGGAACCAAUUUUGCCCGGAUAAUAACAUCGAUUCGUUUGUCGCUUUCCGAGACAACGCUGCGAAAGAUGCUGCCAGUGGAGAAAGUAGCCGAGAUGGUGCAAUUGCUACGAGCCUUCUUCCUGCUCGGUCGUGGGGAAUUCGCCCUGGCACUGACACACGAAGCGGACGAGUGGAUGCAGAAUCGGUGGCGCAGGGCCGGGAACCUUGCGUACGAAAAUGACGAUGGACUCAGGAAUGUGACUGUCAAGGAUGCCGAGGUUUCCGCCGUCUUGAAUCGAACCUGGGCCACGCUGGGCUCGAUGCAAGCGCAGCAUGCCGACGAAGACGAACAGCUGGAGCUUGCUCGCGGCCUGUUGCGGCUGCAGCUGACGAAGUCUCAGCCCCCGCCACCCAUCAGGUGCGGCAAGGGACUGGGUCCGGAUGCCGUGAAGAUGCUGGAAUCGUCCCCGUUUUCAAGCCUGCUCUUGUCAACCCCCGCGAUGCUGUUCAUGGAGCUCCCUUGGCCUCUUGACAUGGUCAUCUCGUCGUCUGACGUGGCGAUAUACUCCUGCAUCAACACGUUUUUGCUGUCAUUGCGCCGUGCUCACAUCCGACUCACCGAUCUAUGGAAGACAACGUCGCUGAGGCGUCAUCACCCAACUCCCGCAGGGGACCGCGCCGCAUUGCUCCGGGAGCGGUGGUCAGCAAGGUCGUCGUCGAUGCGCAGCUCCUGGACGACAGCCAGCGCUGCCAUCUUCUUCCUUGGUGAGACCGAAGCCUACCUGCAGACCGAGGUUGUCGAAGGCAUGUGGGAGGCCUUCAGUGCCUGGCUAACAGGGGAAGAGACCCGACGCGACCAACGGGCUGGCCAACCCGCGAUGCCUGUGCAGCCGACGGCCCGGCCGACUGACAGCGAUGACGAGGACAUGUUCCUUCACGAUGCCUGCUCCGAAGCUUCCAACCAGGAAACUCGUAGACCCGCACACGACCCACAGACGCUGUCGACGGCCCACACGCUCUACCUACGCACUCUGGUGAAUCGCCUGCUCCUCACACAACCCACGUUCACGGAGCCCCUGCACGCGCUUCUCGUCCACAUUGAUCACCUCGUCAGCCACAUGCAGCGGCUGCACUCCAUUUUUACGGCCAUCGACCUCGAGACGGACGCGGGUGUUGUGGAUGGCCUCGUCGACCUUGAGCGGGAGGAGCAGCACGUCACCUCUCUGCUGCACGGCGUUGGAUCAAAGGUCAAGCAAGGCAUCGAGGCCGUCGUGGACGCGCUGCGGUCUCUCGAGAACGACGCCGACUUUCUCCUCGAGUGGGACGUGCCAGGAGCGCUGGCGGAUGGUUACGAAGACGACGGCUCGACCGCAGGCGAGAGAUACACGCCGGGCAGGAUUGGCGGUGUAAAUCGCUUGCUGAUGAAGUUGGACUUUGGGAGCUGGCUGGGCAGCCGCCACGAUGGGUGGGAGGGGGGUUGA
Molecule: messenger RNA, 2391 nt
Organism: Drechmeria coniospora
Lineage: Eukaryota; Fungi; Ascomycota; Sordariomycetes; Hypocreales; Ophiocordycipitaceae
Product: Spc97/Spc98 family protein
Exons: 2
Coding region: 1-2391 (796 amino acids)
Biological process (GO): microtubule nucleation; spindle assembly; cytoplasmic microtubule organization
Cellular component (GO): equatorial microtubule organizing center; spindle pole; gamma-tubulin complex
Molecular function (GO): microtubule minus-end binding; gamma-tubulin binding
Source: RefSeq, a predicted model, not a curated record